ACCAUCAUCGCCGUCACGAACCACCAAUUUCCUUCAAUUGAGAGGCACAGUUUCUUUGCCAUGGCGUCUCUCAGAACCCAGUCGGCUGCCCGCCUGCUGCGCAAUGCCGUGCGCCCGCGGCUGGCUUUGGCCUCCAUGCCCCGCCGCUUUGAAAGCUCUGUGAGCAAGCCUGCCGACGUUGUUCCCGCAGUGCCCAGCGCCAACCAGCCCGACUACGACGCACCUGUCGACAAGGCCACCUCCACAUUUACUCCGGUCCCCAAGCGUGUGCAGGAUGCCACCGAGGACGUUCUCGCAGCCGCCACAAUUUCGGGUGCUCCUAUCGAACUCCAGGCAAGGACAGUCCGCAUCUACAAGGAGGCAAAGCCAGCUACACAAUCCGGCGACUUCAGGGGUGAGCGCUGGCGAAUGGAUUGGGAUAUUCUGCCCAAGGGACACCGAUGGGAGAACCCAUUGAUGGGAUGGCAAUCCUCGGGAGAUUUCGUGCAGGGAACCCACAUCAACUUUAAGUCCAAGGAAGACGCCAUUCAUUUCGCAGAGAAGCAGGGCUACGAGUACUUCGUCCAGGAGCCCAACUCGCGGAAGAUUACACCCAAGGCAUACGCCAACAACUUCCUAUACUCGCCGAAGAAGUUGAAGCAUAUCCGAACAAAAUAGGGCACCAAAAAUGGGUGCUGUACAUGAAUAUUAGAUAAGAAACAGUAUAUUAAAAUUUUGAUUCACGAAUGCGCCUGUUAAGAGCC
Messenger RNA from Trichoderma virens Gv29-8, 743 nucleotides. RefSeq lists its product as uncharacterized. The record is from RefSeq and is a predicted model, not a curated record. Lineage: Eukaryota; Fungi; Ascomycota; Sordariomycetes; Hypocreales; Hypocreaceae. Gene Ontology annotation, biological process: electron transport chain. The transcript has 3 exons. Bases 61 to 657 code for a protein of 198 amino acids.